CGUGCCGCGCCGAGGCAAAACAGAGUGAGUGUGCUCUUUGUGUAAUGACUCGGCGCUUUGCUCCACGCAGCUGAUCGCGGGUAGACGUACUUGACCGAGUGCACCGAGUGCACACUUGUGGAGCACUAAUAUAAACACGCCCGGUGAAAGAACGCCCAUUGCUUUCGACACACGGCUUGCGCAACCGGUAUCCCGAUUAUUAUCGUAGCACCCGUCAGUGGCUUCGAUUCGUCGCGACAAACGCGUGAAACGAAUCUUAAAAUCCGAGAAAUUCCCUAUCCUCGCGGAUUCUCGAGCCAUCCUACUCUCGGCACACAUACACGCGUGUAUAUACAUGUAUAUACGUGCGAACGAUACACGACAAGGCUAAACGGUCGAUCGGGCCGAGCAUUGACCAAGCUCGCGUAAGAUGGAUUUUCAGGAGGAUGGAGGCGGGUUAAGGAGAUCCGUAGGAGUGACUACAUACCCGUUCUACGUACCCCUCGAGUGGUGGCCCCAUAAGGGCACGGGAUCCACGCUCUCCGUGGCAGAGGGGUUGGUCUCGCGGCCUCGAGGAGUGGGGGGCUCCGAGAGCCGAGGAGUGGGGAUACCCCGGCACUCGGCGAACGGUUCGAAGCCAGCCGGCCUGGAAGGGAGCCGGGGAACAGAGUUGGCGGAGUUGCCAGACGGGUUUCUGCCGAGGCAGGACGAGCUCGCUUCCCAUGGCUCUUUCUCACGGGGGCUCCGUUAAACCGACGGUGUUCGCCGAUGUUUCUUCUUCUUCUCGUCGUGUCGAGUGCGAAUCAUAUACACACCGUUCGAUAUACACAACCGCGUCCACGCGUUGAACAAUAUGGUUCGGAUCGAGGCUCGAACCGUUUGAAUUUCUCUCAACUUUGGAUUAAUAUAAUCGUACAAUUCCUCCUCCAUUUUUUCCUUCCGAGUGUGUGUUUUCGAGGACCGUGUUUUCGGGAGGGGGAGAAAGGAGAGUGAGAUCGGAAAUUGGGAAGAGUGCGCUCGAUCGGGAGAACUUAUUACAGUAAAUGUAAAAAGGGAAGGAAGGAAGGAAGGAAGUGCGCGGAAUCGAGAGUCGUCGGUGUUGGCCCGUCGCACGAAGAGAGAGAAGUUGGUGCACCUGCCGCAGUGAUUCCCGUGGCGCCACUCACGUGUUGCAUGCGUGCCGCGCUAUCCAUCAUGGUCGCGGGCUGGGAGCGGCUCUGAUUGGUCGCCGCCGCGGUCACGUGUGUUCCGUUACCGCUUCUCGACUCGAUGAAUAUCAACAUGGAACCACCGUGUUCUCCUCUUCUAUGAAUUGAAACUAACUCGACCCGAGGAAGGGGGAUCCCCGAACGCUUUUCUCCUCGACCGAUUCGAGAGAGAGAGAGAGAGAGAGAGAGAAAAGAAAGAAAAGUGCGUUUGGAAGGAAGAAGGAAGGAAAAAAAAAAAGAGAGUGGUGGUAUCGAAAGGGAAAGAGGGAGAAAGUAUCGAACGAUAAAAAAAUGAGCUCGUUCCUGAUGAAUCCAUCCACUGGCGGUGGAUAUCACCACCACCAACACCAACAGGCAGCGGCCAGCCACCAUUUGGCGGCCACUUCGGUCAUGGUGGACCCAAAGUUCCCACCCAGCGAGGAGUACAGCCAAAGUAAUUACAUACCGUCCACGGGAGCCGAUUUCUUCCCUCCCGCAACCGGCCACCAUCUUAAUCACCCGCAAUCCCAUCAAUUGCAAUACGGAUAUCACCAGCAUCACCACCAGGCAGCGUCCACCCCUUACGGCGCCUCCUCUGCUGUUCAGUUGAACGGCGGUUACGCGGGAUACGGUGGCUACUACGGCCCCCAUCAUCCCCAUCACCAGGUGCACGCCGUGCAUCACGCGAGUUUGCAUCCGCAUCACCACGCGGUGGGCGCCCUGGCGAUGCCGCCCGAGGCGCAGCAACCGCCCCUCACGUGCCCAUCCUCGAUGCAGCAGCAGCAGCAGCAACAGCAGAAUCAGCAACAACCACCCGUGUCCGCGUCCACGGUGCUCGGAGCCACGCCGUUGUCGCCCGGGAUCAUGCAGAGUCACGUGCAGCCGCCGGACACCCUCCAGCAUCAUCAGCAACCCAGCCACGAGGCCACCGCCUGCAGCCCGCCUACUGCAUCCGGCCAACUGCAUCGCGACAAUUCGCCCGAUCUGCAACAACAAUCGAGCGCAGGUCAGCACGUACAGGCCGGCCAGCAACAGCAGCAACAGCAACAGAGCCAACAACAGUCGCAGCAGCAGCAGCAACAACAUCAUCACGUGGAGGAUGGAUCCGAUCAGGACGAUGUGGAGGACGAUCAGAUGAUGGACGGGUCGCCUGGAAUGAUGGAGGAGGAGGAGGAGGACGAGGAGAACGGAGACCGUGUGAUUUAUCCGUGGAUGAAGAAGAUUCACGUAGCUGGUGUCGCGAACGGCUCGUACCAGCCCGGGAUGGAGCCCAAAAGGCAGAGGACCGCGUACACGAGGCACCAGAUCCUCGAGCUCGAGAAGGAGUUCCAUUACAAUAGGUACCUGACGAGACGGCGGCGUAUCGAGAUCGCUCACACGCUGGUCCUGUCCGAGCGGCAGAUUAAGAUCUGGUUCCAGAACCGUCGGAUGAAGUGGAAGAAGGACAACAAGCUGCCCAACACGAAGAACGUGAGGCGGAAGAACGGGACUGGGGGCCAGGCGGCGCCCUCCGCCGGCAAGUCGUCCAAGGCGGGGGCGUCGAGCAGGGGGCCGAAACUGGCGGCCGGGAACGGGAACAACAACAGCCAGAGCAGGAAGAACAACAACAACUCGCCCUCGAUGGCGGACGGGGGGAUGGACUCGAACGCGUCCCAACAGCAACAGCAGCAAUUGGGCCUCUCGGACCCCCUGGCACCCGACGUGCACGCCGCUCUUCCGCAUACGAGCGUCGUCCACCCGAGCUUCCAAGGCCACCCGCACCCCCUCGCCCACCUCCAGGCCCAGCUGAGUCACCACCACGUGACCGGGAUGAUGGAGGGGCCCCCGGGUGGCGGCCCGUUGGGCCACAUCGCCUCCGGAAGCAUCAGCCCCCUCGCCCCCGCCACCAGCCCCUCCGCCUCCCUCCAGGUCUCUGCGCCCAUCCACCCGCCCCCGAUCAAGUCCGACUACGGCCUCACGGCCCUGUAACAUCCGCCCCUCGAAAGGAGGCAACGCGAGUCGAACUCGACCGAGGCCCUCGACGUGCAAGGCUUCGUCGCCGUUUGGUAGCCGAGAAUCGUGAAUCGUGAUGACGAUAACGGGCUUCGUCGCUUUGUUCGGUUAGAUAGGCGAGGCGAUGACAUUCGAAGGGAACGAUCGCUUUUCCCCCUCAGCCUGCUUGUCGUCCUAUCCAAUCAUCUCGUCUCGAAGCCUCCUUCGCGUGCGAGACACCUCGAGGAAGGUAGAGCUUCCCUUCAAGUGUGAGCGACGGGGUGGGAAGAAUGUUUGGAAGGGAACGCGUGAAAAUUGUUCGCUCCUCGUCUCGAAUGUUCUUUUCUAUUUUUCUUUUCUUUCCCUCUCGAGAAGGAGGAUGAUGGAAGACGGCGGGGAAUCGAAGAGAAAACUGUUCGUUUCGAUUCGACUCGACGUGUACGUGUACAUAUACACACACAUGAGCAUACGUGUAUACACACGCAUACACACACACACACACACACACGUAACGCAUGUAUAUAGCCGUGUAAAGAAAGUCGUCUUAUCGCUAUGUGAUUUAAGUGCGUCGUAUUUCGUAUGUAUAAUUGCGUAAGUGUGCAAGCGUUUUUAGCCUUCUUAAGUAAUUUCGAUAGGGAGCCACAAUUUUAAACGCAAUUUUACCAUACGUUUUUCGUUCACGCGAAGGAAACGUAUACGAUGUGAUGCCCGUAUUAUUCCACGCGCGAGGAAACAGGCAGAGAUGGCUGGGGAGGGGGGAAAGAAAAGGAGAGAGAAAGAGAGAGAAAUUAGAAGAUAAUCGAUCGUUGCUCGCUUUCGCGUUCGCAAAAUCCUCCGGACGUAAUUUCAAUUUACGCGGAGAGAAACCAAAGUUUCUUUUUCGUACAGUACAUCGAGUAUAUCUUUCUAACAAGGGGGGAAGAACGAAAAGAUGCUCUUCUAAUAUCUCGUCCCCUCUCCUCCCAAAAAAGAGUAUACGAUCAAACGUCUGGAGGGUUCCUCUUUAAUUUGUCCAAUCAUCGUUAGUUUUACCGACGGUCUCUCUCGGCCCGACCGACAGAGUAGCCAACGGUUCGUCGUCCCGGCGCAAAGUGGAAACUUCCUGCGCUCGUCAGACACCGCGCGCAGCGACAGGCAGAGAGGAAUACUUUCCACGGGCUCACUGCUUAUUGUAAAUAUAUAUAGCGAUAAAUAUUUCGUCUAUUUUUAUUCGAGAGAGAACGACCAAUAACGGGGAUAUAGAUUAAGAAAGGGGAAAAAAGGAAGGAGGGGGAAAGGCGAAAAGGCGUUCGUGUUCAGAGGGGAGCGAAGCUCUAAUCAAAUUUGAAACAUGCACAGAGUCGCUGUGACGAUAUACCAAAACGAUGUUUUAUCGGUUUAAAUAUAGGAUUCGUAGAGGAUAUUAAUUAAAAAAAAGAAAAAAAAAAAGCGUCGAUGAGCAACCUGGAUCAUCGUUCUUUUCGAAAUAUUUCUUCUUCGAAAUAUUCUUCGAACGGGCGAACGACGAAGGAGACCACGCGAUAUUGCACAAUUAUUUCUUCUUUUUUCGGGAAUAAUAAAUCGUGGAUGUUGCACACGAAAUGAUAAUUUGUGAUAAUAACGAUGUUUCGGGAGAAGAAACGUAGCGGAAGAAAUUAAUCUUCUAUUUAAUCGAGAAUUGAUCUUUGGGGAAAGAGCGAACGAUUCAGGUUAUUCGUCGAAGAUGCGAAAUGAGAAGCGUUUGCCCGUGAAAUGUUUGGACGGAGCUGGGCAAUCUAGCGUGUAAUUAGUUAACAGUUUUAAGCGAGAGAAGAAAAUACAAAAAAGAGAAAAAAAUAAAAAAAAAAUAAAUAAAAAAGUAAUAAAUAAAUAAGCGCACGAAUUCAACAAAAGAACAAAAGUGUUCUACUUAAGUGUGUUAUUAUUAUUAUUAUUAUAUUCCUUGAUGAUCAUUCUAACGAUAAUUGUAUAUAGCCUGUACGAUAAUUUGAACGUAUUUGGGCACAGUACGAUGCUUUAUGUUUAUAUUGAUUAAGUAGGGACAAGAUCAAGAUACAAUCGUGAAGUAAAGUGAAUCAAUAAAUAAAUGUUUCGUAA
Apis cerana (Asiatic honeybee) is the source of this 5213-nucleotide messenger RNA. RefSeq names its product homeotic protein deformed (gene Dfd). The record is from RefSeq and is a predicted model, not a curated record. Lineage: Eukaryota; Metazoa; Arthropoda; Insecta; Hymenoptera; Apidae. Gene Ontology annotation, biological process: anterior/posterior pattern specification; positive regulation of transcription by RNA polymerase II. Gene Ontology annotation, molecular function: RNA polymerase II cis-regulatory region sequence-specific DNA binding; DNA-binding transcription factor activity, RNA polymerase II-specific. Gene Ontology annotation, cellular component: nucleoplasm; nucleus.